UGAUCAAGUCUAAAUCAGCCUCGCACGGCGCCCCCGUGUGGUACGAAACCCAUUUUCCUUCGGAUCUUUCUGCUGAUGCAUGCAGCGUACGCGUUCGAUCGACCUGUGGCGUUUGAGAAAUAACAUCGACCAUGGAGGUCGUGCAUUGAUUUAGCGUUCUACUUCUAGCUUCUGCCUUACUUAGAAUCAAGGACAAGAAAGCCGCAUCAUGGCAGAGUUUAUCACCGUCGAUAGCCGACUUGUGGAGCCACUGGCCCCAAAGCCUGGACUCGAAGGCGAGCCGUCCACCAUUGAAGAAUUUCUGGAGUUCUCGACGGCCGAGUUGAAAUUCUUUCUCCUGAACAAAGGCGAAUCCAUUGCCGGUUGCAGAGCUGAACUGGCGGAGCGCGCCGUUCUGGCCCAGCAACGCGCCAACAACACCGGUCCCACCGAGCCAAAGAAGUUUAAGAUCGAGCGCGAAGAGGCAAAAGGUGAAUACGCAAGCGUUUUAGAGGAGUACAGUUUAACAGACCCUGACGUUGCUAACGAGUGGAGUGUCGACAUCUCCGGCCUACCCAACCUGGACACCGGAAAAAUCUUCCACUACAUCCUCACGAAAGAAGCGUUCGAUACGUACUACCUAAGCGAGUACAAAUCCAAGAAGGCGUACCAGUAUUUAGAGUCGGUAUGCGUGCGAAGUAUUCAGGUCCAUGUCGCGUCGGAUUUCAUUUUCGUGAAAGGGACCAUUGCACCGUUGAACGAAUCCGGGGACGGUUUUGAACCGCUGAAGCGGGCGAACGUGGUGAAGAUUUUGACGACCGUAGACAAGGACAUAAUCGUGUCGUGUUGCUCCUGCACGUCCGAGCUCUACCAGUGUUGUAAUCACGUGAUCACGGUCCUCUUCCGUAUCGAGCGCUUGGUGCGCGAGAUGAACGCGCGGGAAACAACGGGGAAAACGCCGGACCCGACGCCGGAACACCAGGACGGCUUCAAGCCCGUGAAAAUCAGCGACCUAUACAAGAAGAAAGACCCGUUUUCGCAGUCGCUCCUGGAGAAGAUACACAAGCCGUCGGCCGAAGAGAAGCGACGGUUCAUGGAGAAAAUCUGCCAGACUAUUCCCAAUUGCCUCUUUGCGCAGAUGUUCAAGGGGUCCAUCGGUGUGACUGUCACACCCGACCAGGGAACGCAACCGACGAAAGCAGUAACCGAGCCCAACGCGGCCCUAGCUACAACAACCCAAGUUCAGACAGCCGCCCAAUCAGCUACCACUUCCCAAACCAUCCCAGUUGCCCUAGCAACUGCAAGCAUUGCCAAUUCUACCCCUGUCCCAAUUUCCCUAGUAGCCGUGACAGCACAAGUCACGCAGCCUGCCCAAAGUACCCCCUCUGCGCAAACAACCAGCGUGCCAAAGAGUGAAAAUCAAACUCCUUAGACUGCUGAAAAAAAAACAGUUAGGAAAUUUGACAUCCGUUUAUAUAUUGCCAUACGGUAUUCAUUGUGCUUUUAAUAAGGCUGCUCACUUUUAUUAUGGAGAUGCACUCAGUUUUGAAACUUAUAGAAAUAUAAGUUUGAAAAAUCUACAGAUGGUUCU
Patiria miniata (bat star) is the source of this 1570-nucleotide messenger RNA. RefSeq lists its product as uncharacterized. The record is from RefSeq and is a predicted model, not a curated record. Gene Ontology annotation, molecular function: zinc ion binding. NCBI's taxonomy places the organism in Eukaryota, Metazoa, Echinodermata, Asteroidea, Valvatida, Asterinidae. Bases 209 to 1411 code for a protein of 400 amino acids. The transcript has 3 exons.